AUGGAGUUCCAGCUAAACGCUGCCCCGGACGAGGACUACACCGAGGACGACGCCAUGACUGCUUCUUCCAGCGUAUCUCACGCCGUUCGUAUGUCUUCAUUGCUAUCAGAAGGCACGGGCACCCCUCGUAAUUCGUUGUAUGCCACAGAAUCCGCUUCGCCUUCUGGUCACUCGAGCCUCAUGCACCCGCCGGUAUCUGGCGGCCAGGAGGGUUUCGUACUUAGCCGAGAGUCCGAACCUGUUGUGAAUGAGAUUGUCGUUUUAGACGAUGUAAACAUGGAAGAGGAGGAGCAACAGGACGAACGAGUGUUGGAGAUGCCCAAGUUACAGUCCACAGAGCUGCAGAGAUUGCAGGCUGAGCUGCUGACGUCACUGACCAAGCUUUGGACGGAAGCAGUGCCAGCUCCAAAGAGGCAGAAGAAAGGCAAACAGCCGAAGAGAGGGAAAGCUGCUGGUAACGGUAACAAUUCAGCGGAGAUUGAGGUGCAUCGAGUGCUGGACGAGCUGCAGCGCACUGUGAACAGGCCUUAUGCUGACAGGAACGUUGUCAUCGACGUUGUAAAGCUCUGUCUGGCUUUCUGUGAGCUGGUGGAUGAGAACCAUUCGGUGGAGAGCUUGGUGGUGCGAAAAAUGGACACAAAAAACAAAGCAGUUGAUCUGGACGAGACUGUGAAGAAGCUGUUGAACGAACCUAUUUACGGACAAUUGACGACGAUUCUUAAGCAUGCAGUAUUUUGUGGGGGCGAGGAGACGGGAAAACAGGUUUUGAGGCAGAUGCUGGACUGGUGUUUGGCUCGACCAAUGCCGUCGAGUUGGACGUGGGUAUUUGUGUCAGUUACUGAGAUGAAUUCGUACAGUGUUCAGGAAUGUCUUUUUCGCGAAGCGAUUGUGAGAUAUCAGAGCAGUGAUGAGAGUCAAGACCAAGUACAGCAUCUUCUUCCAGUUUUGGAGUCGUUGGCCGAAAAGCAUCCGGCUCAAAUGGUGGACAUCCUGCGUGACGUAUUGCACGAUUGUGAAUCUAGCAGUGACAGGUCAGCGGAUACCGUGAUACAGCUUGUCAAACUGGCGAGUGACUCUGCGGCCCUCGUUUCUGUCUGCGACGAUGGUCUUCAGUGGGUAGUCACAGAAGAACUGGUGAAAACACUUGCCAGCAAGUUUGGAAAAUAUAGUGCCAAGCUGCAUGCGGAACCAAUGGAAGCACAGCUACUUAAAUUCAUCCGCAGACGAAGUGCGGAGCUUUCGAAUUCGGGCUUUCAGUUGCUGCUACUGCUGCAAAGCUUAUCUACAUCAAACGUGUCGUCACAAUUCAAUGCUUCUGUGACCUCGUUCCAGAAUCGCCUGUAUGAGCUUGCUGAGUCGGAACCCUCACAUGCUUUCGUCCGUGCAAUGUACCAGUUCCUUCCUUACAUUUGCCAGAACGCGCUUCGACUUCUCCGAGUGAUCACACAAACUGAAGAAGCACCAAGUACUAGCGGGACUGCGGGAGUUGACGGAGAAAUGUCAGGAAAAACUGCUAGUCAACAAUUUAAAGAAUGGAAGCAGUGGUUGUGUCUGUUGGCACGGUCGGUAUCGUGUAAGGAAGUGACAGAAAUGCUCAUCAAGACCGAUUUGAUGUUGGCGGAGUGUAACGAUUCACCUUCUGGUCAAAUUGCGGAUGGCGCGCUAUGUGAAUUGCUGACGUCUUUGCUGGCCCCUGCAUCACCUGAGUACGUCGCUUUUGUGCGCAACAUCGUGUACAAAUGCGAGUCUGCUGCCCCGAGAGCUCAAUGGCGCAUUCUCGGCAUCGUCCAAAUGCUUUUGAACGUGAAUUACAUGAAAAACGCAGCCGUUGCAAAUUACGGUCUCCCAAUUACACUAGAUGCAAGACAAGAUGCAUCCUGCUUGCAGCAACUCGUCCGCUCGAAUAGCUGGACUGAAAACAUGAAUUCGUUUGGUCUGUGGAACGGCAUACAUGGCGUAGAGUUCUGGGAGAGUUUUCUGGAUUUGAUGAGCUCAAAAAAUGCGUUGGUUGCUUCACGUGCGCUUCUCCUUGUGUCCCAGACACCGUUUCUAUCUCUUGACGACCCGGCUUGGCAAUACCGAUGUGUACGGAAGCUAACAAGAGUAUUUUUCUCGGUGCUGAGGCAAUAUCGGUCGACACUUGUUAUGCGGAAAAGAGAGAACUCUGGUGAAGCACGGAUACCCUUCGACACGACUCUCCAGAGCCGUUUACAAACUCUCAAGAUGAUCAUGCUUCGCGUGGUGACUCUGAGAGGAGGCGUCGCUCGCUACCCCUGCUCCGUGUACAGCAUGUUUGCGUCAAUGUGGUUGGACGCACUGUUGAGUACAACUUCAGCGACCAGCAUUCCUACACACUUUCCCGAAACUGUGAAUUUCGUCGACUUAGAUACAAAGGAUGAGCUCGAUGAGGACCAGAUUAUUCGUAGCGAGCGCACUAUCAGUUCGAAGUGCACAAAUUUGCAGUCCUCGCAGGUGAUAACAAAGGUUGCCGAGACAAAGCUAGUGUACCGGAAAACGCUCGAUUCCUCAUGGGAGUGUGAAAUGCACGCUGCACGCAUAUGUAGCAUGUCUGCAAUAGAUUUGUUUUCUCAACUUCUCGGUUCCACAGGGGUUGUUGCCAGCCCACGGGAUGAUGGUCUAGGCAAGGAAAGAGCUGUAUCGAACUCGGGCGAAGACGAACUACUCGAUAGGAGGUUGACGACUGUGGUAGAUAUGCUUUUGGAACGUGUGGUCCCAUGCUGUGGUAUUCCAAGUGACGAUGUGUACAAGGAUAUGUUGCCAAAUCGCUCUAGCUUUGAUGUGGACUUGCGUGUGGAGCAGUGGCUGAACCACUUUCCUGCAUUUCUUCCGCUCUUGCGUGCCGUGAUCUCGAGUUCGUUAGUUCUGAAUUCGUCUCAGUUGCUACGUCUCGUGCCUGUGUUCAAGUCGAUAUUGAUCGUGUUGCUUGGCCACUGGAAUAGUGUUAAGGGCAACCUGAGCGUGGAAAACGUUGACGUGCCUCCUUACAUGCGCAAUAAGAACCAGCUGGCGAUCACGUGCGAGUUGGUUCGGCUACUGCGCGCCACUAAUUGGUUGCCGGUGCCUUUGGGCAAGACAGCGGAGCUGCUUCCAUUGACCACCCCUGCCGAUAUUCGCGCCAUUCUCUUCAGCUGCUGGUUCUAUCUGUCCGACCACCCGCCAAAAACCGGAUCGCGUGCGUCGGCACCUGCAACAUCUGCACCAGCGUCUCCGAUAUCGUCGGACUCGUCUCCAAUUGGUGCUGGGAUUCCAAACUUGUCUUCGUGUGGUCCUAGUUCGAGCACGAGGAACCCGCCUCUGGAGUUCUACUUGAUUCCACUGCGAAAAGCUCUUCAUCGCAAUAUCAGCAAGAUAGGCGCCAAGUAUCCGCUCUUUUCAUGCUAA
Messenger RNA from Peronospora matthiolae, 3402 nucleotides. The record is from the annotation of a GenBank genome assembly. Lineage: Eukaryota; Oomycota; Peronosporomycetes; Peronosporales; Peronosporaceae.